CGGAGACGUGCGCGGAACGGUUUUUCUUAAGUGGUUAACGCAGUAUUUUGGAAGCUCUGCACCGUCUCCUCCAGCUGAUACUAUAACGCGCAUUUUUAAGGCACUUCUCUGUUUCGUUUACAGGGAAAAGGUGUAACGGGUUUGGCAGUAGGGAAGCACAGAGCAACUCUGUUCUCUACUCCUUGUGCUGUAGUCACCAAACAUUGUUACCGCUUUUUAGUACCCGCCAACUUUCGCUUGUCUUCACCUCAGUCUACUGACCAAUUGUUUUAUUGCUUUCAAGAUUACUGUAUAUCCAGCAAUUUCCAAGUUUCAAAUCAUGGAGGCAGAACAGAUUAUGGAGGGACAGCCACAGGUUCCAGAAAAUCCUCAUUCUGAAUACGGUCUCACUGAAAACAUAGAGUGUGCCUUUCGGUUUCCAUUAGGGGAUCACAACAUGUUGGAUACAUUGGGCACGUAUGAAUUAGUAGAAAAUGAGAAGAUAAACGCAGAGAAAACAUCAAAGCAGAAGGUGGAUCUUCAGUCAUUGCCCACACGUGCCUACUUGGAUCAGACCGUUGUACCCAUCUUACUGCAGGGACUUGCUGUUCUUGCAAAAGAGAGACCGCCAAAUCCUAUUGAAUUUCUAGCAGCCUAUCUUUUAAAAAACAAGUCACAAUUUGAGGACCGAAAUUAAUGCCAUUAAAAUGAGGACAGUUUGGCUGCUAGACUGAAAUGCUCACUUGCCGCAAUUCAUUUUCUGCUGUAAAAAUCCUUUGGAACCAUGAUGUUGUCUUUCUUAAUUGUACAAUUUCCUUUACUUUGUGAGUUAUUUAAUAAAGAACACUUUACAUUUUA
Struthio camelus australis is the source of this 837-nucleotide messenger RNA. NCBI's taxonomy places the organism in Eukaryota, Metazoa, Chordata, Aves, Struthioniformes, Struthionidae. The record is from RefSeq and is a predicted model, not a curated record.